UGCUUCAUUUCAGAACUUUGUUGCUGCACUCGCGCUGUACGAAUGUCAGGGUUUCACAUUGUCGAGUUCCGAAGUGAAAAGAGCACAUAUGUUGUUCCCACAAAUUGGGUGACUCGUAGAAAGCGACAUGUGAUGUGCUUUUGGCCUCCAACUGACCUGCAAAGCGAAGUGGAUCGCUUGGUGCGGUCAAUGACUCCAGCAGAAGAUGACUGGCCAAUGUACAAGGCCAGGAUUCUUGGCACUAAAGGCACAUAUGAACGAGCCAAGGAGUUCUUGCCACAAGCGUGUUACACGUCAAACAUGGACACCGAAGAUUCAGACACUCGGAAAAAAGGACGCCGGAAGAGGAAGAGAAGAGAUUUCUCUGAAAGCGAUGACGACACAUGCAGUUCAGAGAGUUCAUCCAGUCGGGGUAAAUUUUUGCCUUUUUUGCCAGUCUCAUCAAAAGCAUUUUUUUUGCUGGCUUGUUGAU
This is a messenger RNA of Rhipicephalus sanguineus (brown dog tick), 472 nucleotides long. RefSeq lists its product as uncharacterized. The record is from RefSeq and is a predicted model, not a curated record. Lineage: Eukaryota; Metazoa; Arthropoda; Arachnida; Ixodida; Ixodidae. The transcript is spliced from 3 exons. Bases 43 to 471 code for a protein of 142 amino acids.